UACAACGAUCAAAAUACAGUCUUUCGCUUUCCCCUUUCGAGAACCAAAGCUUCGCACCUGUUCGCUCUUCGAUUCCUCUUCAUUUCAGGUAAAAUUUUCGUAAAAUUUCUUCAAUUUAAGUUCAUAAAAAUUCCUAGUAAUGAAUCACCCAAUGCGUAAUUUCUCAAUUUUCAUCCAAUCACCUGAGCUUCAGAUCUCCAAUUAUGUCCUAAAUCUCGAAAACCCUAACCCUAAUUUCACUUUGCAAGACCUCAAAUCCAAUUUAAUGGACAAAAUCCAUAAAUCAUUAGGCUCAAUUAAGGAUAAUUCUGUUUAUUUUACAUUCAAUGGUCGGCCCAUUAAGGAUUCAACUCUAUUACAUGGUUCUGGGAUUAGCCCUUUUUCCACUUUAGUACUCCGUCUUCGCCUCCGUGGCGGGGGUGGGGAUGGAGGUGCCACGGGGGCGGAGUCCCGGGACUGUUAUCUGAAGAUGUAUGCAACUAAGAAACCGGAUAAAAUUGACCCGAAUGAAAUUAGGUUGUCGAAAUGGUUGAAUUGUGCUUUGUCUAACGAGUCGUUGAAGCAUCCUGUUGUUGUCGAUAAGCUUGGGAAUUUGUUUAAUAAGGAGGCUUUAGUUGAGGCUUUAUUGAAGAAAAGGGUGCCUAAGCAAUUUGGGUAUAUAAAGGGAUUGAAAGAUAUGAUUCCGGUUGAGCUGUCGGUGAUUCCGGGAAAAGAGGAUAGAGGGGUUGGUGAUGGUGAGGUGAUCGGGUUUCAGUGCCCGAUAACUGGGUUGGAGUUCAAUGGGAAGUACAAGUUCUUUGCUUUGAGGGGUUGUGGACAUGUUUUGAGUGCAAAAGCUUUGAAGGAAGUGAAAUCCUCGGGUUGUUUGGUUUGCCACAAGGAGUUUGUUGAGAGUGACAAGCUUGUGAUUAACGGGAGCGAAGAAGAGGUUGCGGCUUUGAGGGAGAGAAUGGAGGAAGAAAGAGCGAAAUUGAAGGAUAAUAAGAAGGUGAAGAAAGGGAAGAAUGGGGAUGUAGCUUUGAAUGGUGAAGAGGCAUUGGGGGUGCCACGCUUGAGUGGGAUGAAACAUGGGAUUGAGGAUAAGCUAGCAGAAAAGGAUGCGAGGAAAGUGGAAGGAAAAGGUAAAGUUGGCAUUAACAGUAAGAUUGAAGUGAAGGAUGUGAAGAAUAGUGCGAGUAACGGGUCUGGAAAGCGAUUUAAGGCUGUUGAUAUAGCUCCAGCUCAUGCUACAAAGGAAAUCUAUGCCUCUAUUUUCACUUCUUCAAGAAAGACCGACUUCAAGGAGACUUAUUCUUGCAGAUCUUUGCCCCUUGGAAGAAACUGAUCAGCUACUUCUUUUGAGGUGGUUUGCUAGUNAUGCUAGUGUCUUGGACUUGGUUUUAUUGUCUUAGAAUGUUGUUUCUUGAAAGAUAGUUACAUGCUUGAUCACUGAGUCGUAGAUGUUGCCUCUUGCCAUUUGAUUCAGUCGGUACUUUAUUGGUGUAACAUGACAUUUGUGAUUGUAAAUUUGAUAUUUCUCGAGUUCUGGUUAAAGACUAUAGUAACUUUAUGCUCA
Messenger RNA from Nicotiana tabacum (common tobacco), 1555 nucleotides. RefSeq lists its product as uncharacterized. NCBI's taxonomy places the organism in Eukaryota, Viridiplantae, Streptophyta, Magnoliopsida, Solanales, Solanaceae. Gene Ontology annotation, biological process: mitotic DNA replication termination. The record is from RefSeq and is a predicted model, not a curated record. Gene Ontology annotation, cellular component: nucleus. Gene Ontology annotation, molecular function: protein binding.